Messenger RNA from Candoia aspera, 1572 nucleotides. It is a transcript of the gene INTS12, whose product is annotated as integrator complex subunit 12. Bases 94 to 1467 code for a protein of 457 amino acids. Gene Ontology annotation, biological process: snRNA 3'-end processing. The transcript is spliced from 7 exons. The record is from RefSeq and is a predicted model, not a curated record. NCBI's taxonomy places the organism in Eukaryota, Metazoa, Chordata, Lepidosauria, Squamata, Candoiidae. Gene Ontology annotation, cellular component: integrator complex.
GGUUGGACGGCGUCGCUUCCGGUGCCAGGCAGGCGGAGCGCGGCCGACCGGCAUCGGCAGGAAGGAGUCGGAGCUUCCCAAAGCGAUCCUACUAUGGCUGCUACUGUGAAUUUGGAACUUGAUCCUGUAUUCUUGAAAGCUCUGGGCUUCUUGCAUUCAAAGAGCAAAGAUUCUGCUGAAAAGUUAAAAGCACUUCUUGAUGAAUCUUUGUCUAGAGGAAUUGAUUCAUGUUAUCGUCCAUCACAAAAGGAAAUAGAUCAGCCCAAAGUACCCAUUCCAAAACCAGUUUCUGUUAAAACUUCUCCAAGCCUUCCCACAGGUAACACGAAUGGGAAAACCACUAUAGUUGAAAAGGUGAAAAAAGAAGUGGAAAAGAGAAUUGUGGAUAAGAUAAAAGUGGAAAUCAGUGAAGGAAUUGACAUUGCAAAAAAACCAAGACUAGAAAAGCCGGAAGCUCAUUCAACAUCAAUCACAGUGCAAACAAGCAAGGAUUUAGCCAUGCCAGACCUUUCUAGUUUUGAAGAAACUAGUGCUGAUGAUUUUGCAAUGGAGAUGGGUUUGGCGUGUGUUGUUUGCAGACAAAUGACAGUGACUUCUGGAAAUCCAUUAGUGGAGUGCCAGGAAUGUCAUAACCUCUAUCACCAAGACUGUCACAAGCCUCAAGUGACAGACAAGGAAAUGAAUGAUCCACGUGUAGUGUGGUAUUGUGCCAGAUGUACUAGGCAAAUUAAAAAAAUGGCUCAGAAAACACAGAAGCCUUCUCAGAAGCCAGCUCCUGCUGUAGUGUCAGUAGCUCCAGCUGUGAAAGAUCCAAUGAUAAAGAAACCAGAAAUUAAGCUUAAGUUGGAGACUACAUCAGCCUUCCUAGCAUUUAAGAGGACAGAGGUCAAGACUUCAGCAGCAAUUUCAGGGAACUCAGCCGGUGCCAGCGUUUCCUCCUCCUCAACCAGUGGCCUUACAGGAUGGGCGGCUUUUGCAGCAAAAACGUCUUCUGCAGGUCCCUCAACAGCCAAGUUGGGAUCUACAACGCAGAGUCCCAGUGGCAAGCCCGUUAGUGGCCCAAGCAACCAGAAACCCACUGGCUUGUCAGGGCUGGCCACAGCCAAAGCAGGGAUAGGAUCAAAAAUAACAUCUCCCAGUAGCACAAGCCCUGGCCAGCCGAAGCCGUUACCGCCUCUGACGUUGGGGAAAAUGGGUCUUUCUCGGUCUGUGAGCAGCGACAACGUGAGCAAAAUAGGGCUUCCUAAUGCAAGCAGUUCAGCCCCGGGCAGCAGCCCAUCUCUUGGUGGAAAUGGCAGCAGUGUGGCUGCGGCGGGCAGCGGGAGCGGCACUAGCAAAUCGAGUGCAGAAUCGGGCAAUCAGUCCCCAUCACUGAAAGGUCCAACUUCUCAAGAGUCACAGCUCAAUGCUAUGAAGAGGCUGCAGAUGGUCAAGAAGAAAGCAGCUCAGAAGAAACUAAAAAAAUAAUAGCUCUCUUGGUUUAAAAUAGCUAACUCUAUCAUUAUUUUUUAGUCUGCACAGUGCAAACAUGUCUUUCAACUCAGUUGAAUACAGUAAAAUCAGCGAUCUAUA